This is a messenger RNA of Neohortaea acidophila, 2201 nucleotides long. Its product is annotated as trichothecene efflux pump. Gene Ontology annotation, molecular function: transmembrane transporter activity. The record is from RefSeq and is a predicted model, not a curated record. The transcript has 11 exons. Gene Ontology annotation, biological process: transmembrane transport. The coding region runs from base 258 to 2096 and encodes 612 amino acids. NCBI's taxonomy places the organism in Eukaryota, Fungi, Ascomycota, Dothideomycetes, Mycosphaerellales, Teratosphaeriaceae.
CGCAGAGUACAAGAGUACACCCCGGCGGAAAGGGACAGCUACCCCAUGGGGAUCUCUGACUACCUUACAUGCAAGCCUCGGAGAUCUCUGGCGAUCCAUCCCAGGCAAUCGGCAAUGGCCACACUGCCAUCCCUGGAGCUCGCAGGCAGGAAAGGCAGUCGAGCAGCCAUUUAAGUAGACGCAGCUGGCACAUUGAGCCCGAGGUAACCUUUCUCUAUUAUCUCCUUACAUCCCACGGUGUCCCGUAGCAAAGAUCCAUGACCUCCCAUCCUAAAUCCAGGCUCCAAGAGCUGGAGCUCGCGCACGCGGGCGAAGGCACGCUCGAAGAUCUCAGGCAUGCCGAAGCACUGGCACUGCGAACGACGGAUGUGAAAAGGGGCUAUUUUACGAGUUUGACGCUGAUUGGAGCACUGGCUUCGAUCUCGCUGUCUACUGUGGCGAGCUACUGGGGCUUCUCACCUGCCGCCGCCGUCAUCACUGUCAUCAAUGCCGACAUAGGUCCCAGCGACAAUGCCUCCCUCUUCUCCAUCAUCUGGUCCGUUUCAUCGGCCGUCUCCAUCAUCCUAUUUGGCCGCAUCAGCGACAAGUUCGGACGACGUUGGUUCCUCGUUGCCGCUACUGCUUGUGGGUUCAUUGGAGGAAUCAUCGCCGGAACUGCGCAACAUAUAAACACUCUGGUGGGCGCCAAUGUCAUGCUUGGUCUCGCUGCAGGUGUUCACACUUGCUAUGGCCUGACAGUCGGUGAAAUCUGUCCCCACAACUACAAAUUCGUCGUCGUAGUCGGCAUCGUCGUCGUUCCCAACGUCAUACCCACGGGAUUCGGUGCCUAUCUGGCACAGCGAUUGGUACACACGGCCAGCUGGCGCUACAUCUACUACAUAUACAUCGUCUUGCAAGGUAUCGCGUUGCUUCUGAUGCUCGUCUUCUACCAUCCUCCCAGCUUUCGGCAGCUCCACGGCAACUCUCGUACCCGUAUGCAGGAAAUCAAGCGGAUUGACUGGGUUGGCAUCCUUCUGCUCGUGGCCGGACUGGUUUUGUUCUUGCUCGGGGUUUCAUGGGGCGGCCAACCUCUUCCAUGGUCUUCAUCUCGUAUCCUCGGCCUCAUCAUUUCCGGCGCCAUCCUCCUCGUCAUCUUCGGCUUUUGGGAAGUCUACUCUAAGACUCCCAAUCCCCUCGUGCCGAUGCACUUCUUCCGGGAUGUUCGCGGGUUUACCAUGCUUUUCAUCAUCAGUGCGGUCAGUGGGACGGUUUACCUGGCGUCCGCCAUCAUUUGGCCGUCUCAGGUCGCCGUCAUCUACGCCACUACCAUCACGAGCUGGCAGCGGAAGGCCUGGGCCUCUACAACCAUUGCCUUUGGCAUCUGGGGCGGGCUUAUCAUCCUCUCCCCCUUCCUCGGGCUGGGCAAGUUUGUGCGAAUUCAGCUCAUCUGCAUGAUGGCAUUCUCCGUCGCAUUCCUUGGCGCCCUGAUCUCCUGCAACCCCUCCAACUUCAGCCAGUCCGCAGCCUUCUCGUUCCUCGCCACCUUCCCCGCCGGAACGCUGGAGGUAGCCUCCGGUCUACUCGUUCAGCUCGACUCCAACGACGCCGACCUAGGCACGUGCUUCUCCAUCAUCUUCCUCGGUCGAACAGCCGUCGGCGCAAUCUUCACCGCCAUCUUCGUCGCGAUCCUAUCCAACAAAGCGCCCACGGAAUUAGUCAAGCAUGUCACCCCUGCGGCUUUGAACGCAGGUCUUCCCAAAUCCUCCCUUCCGGCGCUCUUCAAGGCAAUAGCUGCUGGCACUGCUGACGCUCUGGCUGCGGUUCCGGGCAUCAAUGCUACGAUUGAAGGCGCGGUGGCUUUGGCCACGGCGGAUGGGUAUGCGGCUGCUUAUGCCUAUGUCUACUACGCUGCGAUUGCGGUUGGUCUAGUCGGACUUGUUGCGUGCAUCUGCAUCAAAGACUACGACCCGUACUUCAACAAUCACUUGUCACGACAGAUCUACAAGGGUGGCAAGGAGACGGAGGGGGCAAUUGAUUACGAGAAGACCAAGAUGCGCGAGGACUCUUUCGCCGAAAACAGCGUGGCUGAGAAGGACGUGGUUACGGUGAAGGAGUGAGAUGGAGCGAGGCCGAAAGAUGAAAGUUUUUGACGUAUGUUGGAGCGCUGAUUUGGAUUGUGAGCAUCAACGUGUACUGGUCAUAUCGAAUAAUCGAUUCCCAAC